CGCAGCCCGGGCUGAGCGCUUGCCGGGUGUCAUGGCGGCUUGCAGGCCUUGCUGCUCGUGCGUCUGGCUCCGGCCACUGGGCCAUGGUCCCCUCCGUCUGCCAGGGCGGGGUCGGACACUCACCCAGUUGCAGGUGCGAGCACUAUGGGGUGGCGCGGGGUCGCGAACCGUGGCCGUGGACUUAGGCAGCAGAAAAUUAGAAAUAUCCUCUGGAAAACUGGCCAGAUUUGCAGAUGGCUCUGCUAUAGUACAGUCAGGUGACACUGCAGUGAUGGUCACAGCGGUCAGUAAAACAAAACCUUCACCUUCCCAGUUCAUGCCUUUGGUGGUUGACUAUAGACAGAAGGCUGCUGCAGCAGGUAGAAUUCCCACAAACUAUCUUAGAAGAGAGAUUGGAUCUUCUGAUAAAGAAAUUCUUACAAGUCGAGUAAUAGAUCGUUCAAUUAGACCUCUCUUUCCAGCAGGCUACUUUUAUGAUACACAGAUCCUUUGUAAUCUGUUAGCAGUAGAUGGUGUUAAUGAACCUGAUGUCCUAGCAAUUAAUGGUGCUUCUGUAGCCCUCUCAUUAUCAGAUAUUCCUUGGAAUGGACCUAUUGGGGCAGUACGAAUAGGAAUGAUUGAUGGAGAAUGUGUUGUUAACCCAACACGAAAAGAAAUGUCUUCCAGUACUUUAAAUUUAGUGGUUACUGGAGCACCUAAAAGUCAGAUUGUCAUGUUGGAAGCCUCUGCAGAGAAUAUUUUACAGCAGGACUUUUGCCAUGCUAUCAAAGUGGGAGUAAAAUAUACACAACAAAUAAUUCAGGGCAUCCAGCAGUUGGUAAAAGAAAUUGGUGUUACCAAGAGGACACCUCAGAAGUUAUUUGUUCCUUUGCCAGAGAUUGUGAAACACGCUCAUAAACUCGCCGUGGAAAAACUCUACGCAGUUUUUACAGAUCAUGAACAUGAUAAAAUUUCCAGAGAUGAAGCCGUUAACAAGAUUAGAUUAGAUACAGAGGAACAACUAAAAGAAAAAUUUCCAGAAGUUGAUUCCUAUGAAAUAAUAGAAUCCUUCAAUGUUGCUGCAAAGGAUGUUUUUAGAAGUAUUAUUUUGAAUGAAUACAAAAGGUGUGAUGGUCGAGAUUUGACUUCACUUAGGAAUAUAAAUUGUGAGGUAGAUAUGUUUAAAAUUCUUCAUGGAUCAUCAUUAUUUCAAAGGGGACAAACACAGGUGCUAUGUACUGUUACAUUUGAUUCAUUAGAAUCCAGCAUUAAAUCAGACCGAAUUAUAACAGCUAUAAAUGGGAUAAAAGAUAAAAAUUUCAUGCUUCACUAUGAGUUUCCUCCCUACGCAACUAAUGAAAUUGGCAAAGUCACUGGUGUAAAUAGAAGAGAACUUGGGCACGGUGCGCUUGCUGAGAGAGCUUUGUAUCCUGUUAUUCCUAAAGAUUUUCCUUUCACCAUAAGAGUCACAUCUGAAGUACUAGAGUCAAAUGGAUCAUCUUCUAUGGCAUCUGCAUGUGGUGGAAGUUUAGCUUUAAUGGAUGCAGGAGUUCCAAUUUCAUCUGCUGUCGCAGGUGUGGCAAUAGGAUUGGUCACCAAAAACAAUCCUGACAAGGGUGAAAUAGAAGAUUAUCGUUUGCUGACAGAUAUUCUGGGGAUUGAAGAUUACCAUGGUGACAUGGAUUUCAAGAUAGCUGGCACUACUAAGGGAAUAACUGCAUUACAGGCUGACAUUAAAUUACCUGGAAUACCAAUAAAAAUUGUAAUGGAGGCCAUUCAGCAAGCCUCAGUGGCAAAGAAGGAGAUAUUACAGAUUAUGAACAAAACUAUUUCAAAACCUCGAGCAUCUAGAAAAGAAAAUGGACCUGUUGUAGAAACUGUUCAGGUUCCAUUAUCAAAACGAGCAAAAUUUAUUGGACCAGGUGGAUAUCAUUUAAAAAAACUUCAAGCUGAAACAGGAGUAACUAUUAGUCAGGUGGACGAAGAAACAUUUUCUAUAUUUGCACCAACACCCAGUGCCAUGCAUGAAGCAAGAGACUUCAUUACCGAAAUCUGCAAAGAUGAUCAAGAGCAGCAAUUAGAAUUUGGAGCAGUAUAUACCGCCACAAUAACUGAAAUCAGAGACACUGGAGUAAUGGUUAAACUAUAUCCAAAUAUGACUGCAGUACUACUUCAUAACACACAACUUGAUCAACGAAAGAUUAAACAUCCCACUGCUUUAGGUUUAGAAGUUGGCCAAGAAAUUCAGGUGAAAUACUUUGGACGUGAUCCAGCUGAUGGAAGGAUGAGGCUUUCUCGGAAAGUGCUCCAGUCUCCAGCUACAACUGUUGUCAAAACUUUAAGUGACAGAAGCAGUAUUGUAAUGGGAGAAUCUAUUCCACAGUCAUCAUUUAAUUCUUCCCAGUGACUUUUUUUUUUUUUAAGAAUUCUAGAGUGAUACUCUGUAUAGCAAAAUUUCAGUAGUAUCUUCUAAUGUGUAGAUUUAUAUAUAAUAUAAAUGUAUUCUAAUGAUUUAUAUUAAAAUGCUCACUUUA
Messenger RNA from Orcinus orca (killer whale), 2513 nucleotides. It is a transcript of the gene PNPT1, whose product is annotated as polyribonucleotide nucleotidyltransferase 1. Gene Ontology annotation, biological process: mitochondrial mRNA catabolic process; mitochondrial RNA 3'-end processing. NCBI's taxonomy places the organism in Eukaryota, Metazoa, Chordata, Mammalia, Artiodactyla, Delphinidae. Bases 32 to 2386 code for a protein of 784 amino acids. Gene Ontology annotation, molecular function: polyribonucleotide nucleotidyltransferase activity; 3'-5'-RNA exonuclease activity; RNA binding. The transcript has 28 exons. The record is from RefSeq and is a predicted model, not a curated record. Gene Ontology annotation, cellular component: cytosol; mitochondrion.